Molecule: messenger RNA, 546 nt
Organism: Lottia gigantea (owl limpet)
Lineage: Eukaryota; Metazoa; Mollusca; Gastropoda; Lottiidae
Exons: 7
Coding region: 1-546 (181 amino acids)
Source: RefSeq, a predicted model, not a curated record
AUGGAAGCCAGUGUUUUUGGAGUAUUUAAAAGAGACGAGAACGGGGUGAAUUGUCCAGUACGGAAUUGUACAGAUUAUAUUGAGCACACUCGGCCUCCAUUAUUCCCUGCAGAUAUUGAUCCUCUACAUAAAAAAUUCCAAAUAAUUUGUAGUAUUUCUAACGACGCUAUUCCAUGUAUAAACAACCUCAGAGAUCAAUGUGAUGGUACCGAGGUUUAUGCAUCAGCCGGAACAUUUCAAGCUCUUUUACAGUACAUUUGUCAUGACGGAUAUAAAGAGUUUUUAGCUCAUUAUGAUUGUUGGUCUAAUUCCUACUGGCAGUAUCGUAUGGGUGUUUGUCACAAUCUAGCCCCUGACGCAACAUGUUCAGAUCUAGAUGAACUAUCUGAAUGUGCUAUAGCAGUAACAUCCGAAGAAUGUGGUUCUAUAACUGGUGAAUAUAUACAGAGAGUUCUACAGAGGGGUCGAGAUUUCUUCCACGACUUCCUAAAAUACCAGAAACCAGAUGAAAGUCGUGAGAUAGAUAACCCUGAUGAUUCCAGAUAA